ACUCACUUCUACCUCCCUUUCCCCACACACACACAAAGAGAAUCAAAAUGGAAAAAAGAAAGAAAUCCAAUUCAAAAUGUACAGUCCUCCAUUCCUAUUGCACCACCUAACCCUUCACCAAACCCCAUGGAGAAGAAUCUACCUGAAUAAUAAAACCUUCCAUAAUAUUCCACUCUCUCAUCCACUUAUCUUUUGAGAAAUGACUCCCUCUUAUUGCUUAUCUUCAACCAGAAACACUACUACAUCUGGAGCAGCAGCAUUCUUUCUGCAUAAUUCUCAUCUCUACCUUCCCAAACAUCGGUCUCUCUUGGUUCCCAAUGAAACCCAACUCCCCAGGAGGGAGACUUUAUUUCUCAAGCCUCAAGCACUAUCACCCAAGUCUUGCUUUCCCACCUUGAGGCUAAAAAAUUCUAAAUUCAUACACCCUUUUGCAAGCAUAUCGUCUUUUGCUGAAGCUGAAGGAGAAGAAGAACAAAAAGAAGAAAUCAAAGUUAAUGAUCAUCGUCAUGAAGUUGCGAAAAGUACAAAGGAAGAUGAGGAUGACUUGCCUGGAAUGGCUCAGGCCUUUCAUAUAUCUUCAAGCACUGCUUCUGCUAUAGCUAUAUGCAUAGCAUUUAUGGCUCUAAGUCUUCCACUGUUCAUGAAAUCUUUGGGGCAGGGUUUGUCCCUGAAGAUCAAGCUGUUAUCUUAUGUAACUCUGCUAUCUGGGUUUUACAUGGCUUGGAACAUUGGAGCCAAUGAUGUGGCCAAUGCUAUGGGGACCUCGGUGGGUUCAGGGGCAUUGACACUUCGGCAGGCUGUGAUGACAGCUGCGGUGUUGGAGUUCUCUGGGGCAUUGUUGAUGGGCACACAUGUGACAAGUACAAUGCAGAAAGGUAUUCUUGUUGCUACUAUGUUUCAAGGAAAGGAUACUCUACUUUUCGCUGGCUUGCUGUCUUCUUUGGCUGCUGCUGGUACUUGGUUACAGGUUGCAUCAUAUUACGGAUGGCCGGUCUCUACCACACAUUGUAUAGUAGGAUCAAUGGUCGGAUUUGGACUCGUAUAUGGAGGAGUUGGUGCCGUUUUCUGGAGUUCACUGGCAAGGGUGAUUUCUUCAUGGGUGAUCUCACCGAUAAUGGGAGCACUGGUGUCAUUUCUUGUCUACAAAUGCAUCCGUAGGUUUGUGUACAGUGCUCCAAAUCCAGGACAAGCUGCAGCUGCAGCUGCACCAGUUGCUGUGUUUGCUGGUGUAACUGGAAUCUCUUUUGCAGCCUUCCCUCUUAGCAAGAGCUUGCCUUUGGCAACGACUCAGGCUUUAGCCUUCGGAACUGCUGGGGCGGUCCUUGUAAACAGGAUUAUCCGAAAACAGCUAGGCCAUCUCCUUCUUCAGCCAACUACAUCACUAGCAGAGCCAAAAGAGGGAACCGUCCCCAGCAAAAAUAUAGGGUUUCUCUCUGAUAUUGCAGGUCCGAAGGGUACCCAGCUAGAGAUAGUAUAUGGGGUCUUUGGGUACAUGCAGAUACUAUCAGCCUGCUUCAUGUCAUUUGCCCAUGGAGGAAAUGAUGUCUCCAAUGCAAUAGGUCCUCUGGCUGCUGCAUUAUCCAUACUUCAAGGAGGUGCCAGUGGAACUGAGAUUGUUAUUCCACUUGAUGUUCUUGCAUGGGGAGGAUUUGGUAUUGUUGCAGGGCUUGCAAUAUGGGGGUAUAGAGUGAUUGCAACAAUUGGGAAGAAAAUAACAGAACUCACACCAACUAGGGGAUUUGCAGCGGAGUUUGCUGCAGCCUCUGUGGUUCUAUUUGCAUCAAAGCUGGGACUACCCAUCUCAGCAACCCAUACUCUAGUGGGUGCAGUCAUGGGGGUGGGGUUUGCAAGAGGACUUAACAGUGUUAGAGCGGAAACAGUGAGGGAGAUUGUGGUUUCUUGGGCUGUGACAAUUCCAGUUGGUGCUAUUCUUUCUGUUCUCUAUACAUGGAUCUUGACCAAGCUUUUGUCUUAUAUUUUGUGAGCGUACAUUCAAAAGAUUUUAAUCUACCUGUGUGAUUAAUUAAAUUACAAAAACUUUUUUUUCCA
Molecule: messenger RNA, 2049 nt
Organism: Quercus robur (English oak)
Lineage: Eukaryota; Viridiplantae; Streptophyta; Magnoliopsida; Fagales; Fagaceae
Product: inorganic phosphate transporter 2-1, chloroplastic
Exons: 3
Coding region: 200-1984 (594 amino acids)
Biological process (GO): phosphate ion transmembrane transport
Cellular component (GO): membrane
Molecular function (GO): phosphate transmembrane transporter activity
Source: RefSeq, a predicted model, not a curated record